GCAAUCGUUUUGACUAACUUUAUCGAUGUGCUUGGAGAGAGGAGCCCCACCCCACCCCGAUCAUGGAGAUAUACGACAUGGCGGUAUUCCAGCGUUUAGUUUGGGGUUCAGGGAGAUAUAAGUUUCCCUUUCCUUCUUUUUUAAGCGUUUUGAACUUUCGAGCAAACGAGCUGGGAACUGGAAGAAACUAAUUUCAGCAUCGCAGCCAACAGAUCCCUCUGUGCGCCUUGCGCGUCUCCUCCGCGGCUCUUGCUUUGGGAGCUGAGAUCCGGCCUUCUAAGGGUUAAAAUGAGCUCCACAGGAUUCCUAGAGCGGGAGGAGAGCUUCGGAGCUAAGGCACUUCCGUCCAAAGGCUCUUCCGGUCCAGCCCCUCACGUGGAGGGAAGGGGCUUCUCAAGAUCUCUCCAGGGCUCCAUCAGUGGCUCCUCCUGGAAUCUGGGCGCUCUUUGGCAGAAGAGGAAGGAGUCUCUUGUAACCCGUUAUAGACUUUCCUGGAGAACAGUUCAGGGAUGGAAGAGGAAGACUCAGCUGGAAGAGGGUCUUGUAUAAUCCAGGCUGGAAGCAGUGGAGAAUUCUGGGAAAGAACAGUGUGGAAGAUUCCGGUUGAGGACACCCUCAGGUCAGAUGUGCAGCGCCACUUUUUCAGGCAUUUCCGCUACCAGGGGGCCGAGGAUCCCCGAGAGGUUUGCAGCCGCCUCCACCAUCUCUGCCAUCAGUGGCUGAAGCCAGAGCGACACACGAAGACUCAGAUCCUGGACCUGGUGAUCCUGGAGCAGUUCCUGAAUGUCCUUCCCCCGGAGAUGGCAAGCUGGGUGAGGGAAUGUGGAGCGGAGACCAGUUCCCAGGCGGUGGCCCUGGCAGAAGGUUUCCUCCUGAGUCUGGCUGCAGACAGGAAGCAGGAAGCGCAGCAGGAUUUGCCUGCAGAAGUGGCCACUGACUUCUCCAUGGUCGAGAAGGCUCCAUCAGACCCCAGACAGAAGCCACACUUCAGAUGGAUCGUACAGGAGAAUGACGGAGGGGCCACUUUGCAUGCCGAUGGAGUGAUGCCGACAAGACCUACUCAGCCGUCUCUUCUUUCUGGCAGAGGGGAGGCAGCUGCUGUGGCAUCAAAUCAGGGUCUCGUGUCCUUUGAGGAGGUGGCUGUGCAAUUCACCGAGGAGGAGUGGGCUCUGAUGGAUCAUGACCAGAGAGCUCUGCAUACGGAAGUCAUGAAGGAGAUUGCUGGGAUCGUGGCCUCUCUCGAAGUUGACAAAGGCGGUAGCUACCAUGAAAUUGCCAUCCAAAAAAACCCAGAUGGAAGACAGGAAACAAGUCAAUACCAUGUGAUUUGGAAAACUUUCAAUUCAAAACCAGAAUGUAAAGCUCAUUGCAAAAUCUACACAGGUGAGAAACCAUAUCAAUGCUUGGAAUGCGGUAAGAGCUUCAGAAAGAAGAGUUAUCUCACUUGUCAUCAAAGAAUUCACACAGGGGAGAAACCAUAUCAGUGUUUGGAGUGUGGAAAGAGCUUCAGUCAAAAGAUACAUCUCAUAUACCAUGAAAGAAUUCACACGGGAGAGAAACCAUAUAAAUGCUUGGAAUGUGGAAAGAGCUUUAUACAGAAGACAGAAUUCACUUUUCAUCAAAGAACGCACACAGGGGAGAAACCAUAUAAAUGCUUGGAAUGUGGAAAGAGCUUUAUUACUAGUUCUCACUUAAUUAGGCACAAAAGGAUCCAUACAGGUGAGAAGCCUUACAUAUGCUUGGAAUGUGGAAAGUGCUUCAUUCAGAAGAUACAGCUCAUUUACCAUGAAAGAAUUCACACGGGAGAGAAACCAUAUAGAUGCUUGGAAUGUGGAAAGAGCUUCACACAGAAGACAGAACUCACUUCUCAUCAAAGAAUUCACACCGGGGAGAAACCAUAUAAAUGCCUGGAAUGUGGAAAGAGCUUUGUUAACAGUUCUCAGUGUAUUAGGCAUAAAAGGAUCCAUACAGGCGAGAAGCCUUACAUAUGCUUGGAAUGUGGAAAGUGCUUCACACAGAAGACUGAUCUCACUUCUCAUCAUAGAAUUCACACAGGGGAGAAACCAUAUCAGUGCUUGGAAUGUGGAAAGAGCUACCAUCGGAAGACACAUCUUGCUAGUCAUCAAAAAAUUCACACAGAAGAAAAACCACAUACAUGUGCAGAGUGCGGAAAGAGCUUCAGACAUAAGACGAGUCUCACAUAUCAUCAAAGAAUUCACACCGGGGAGAAACCAUAUCAGUGCAUGGAAUGUGGAACGAGCUUCACUCGGAAGACACAUCUUACUAGUCAUCAAAGAAUGCACAUGGGGGAGAUGUUUAGUUGCUUAGAGUGUGGAAAGAGCUUCACACAGAAGAUACGUCUCACUUACCAUCAAAGAAUUCACACAGGGGAGAAACCAUAUCAGUGCAUGGAAUGUGGAAAGAGCUUCAGUCGGAAGACACAUCUUACUAGUCAUCAAAGAAUUCACACAGGUGAGAAACCAUAUCAAUGCUUAGAAUGUGGAAAGAGCUUCAGAAAGAAGACUUAUCUCACUUGUCAUCAAAGAAUUCACACAGGGGAGAAACCAUAUCAGUGCUUGGAAUGCGGAAAGAGCUUCAGUCAAAAGAUACAGCUCAUUUACCAUGAAAGAAUUCACACAGGAGAGAAACCGUAUACAUGCUUGGAAUGUGGAAAGAACUUUAUUCAGAAGAUACAGCUCACUAAUCAUCAAAGAAUUCACACAGAGGAGAGACCAUAUAAGUGCUUGGUGUGUGGAAAGGGCUUCACAGUGAAAUCAAGUCUCACUACUCAUCACAGAAUUCAUACAGGUGAGAAACCAUAUAAAUGCUUGGAAUGUGGAAGGAGCUUUGGUAACACUUCUCAUUUUAUAAUGCAUAAAAGGAGCCAUACAGAUGAGAAACCAUUCAAAUGCUUGGAAUGUGAAAAGAGCUUCAGGCAUAAGAUAAGUCUCACUUCUCAUCAAAGAACUCACACAGGGGAGAAACCAUAUAAAUGCUUGGAAUGUGGAAAGAGCUUUGGUCAGAGUUCUCAAUUUAUAAGGCAUAAAAGGAUCCAUAAAGGUGAGAAGCCAUACAAAUGCUUGGGCUGUGGAAAGAACUUCAUACAAAAGGCAGAUCUCAUUUCUCAUCAGAGAAUUCAUACAGGGGAGAAACCAUACAAAUGCUUGGAAUGUGGAAAGAGUUACAAGCGGAAGACACAUCUUAAUAGUCAUCAGAGAAUUCACACAGGGGAGAUGUUUAGAUGUUUAGAGUGUGGAAGGAGCUUCACACAGAAGACGGAUCUCACUUCUCAUCAAAGAAUUCACACAGGGGAGAAACCAUGUCAGUGCAUGGAAUGUGGAAAGAGCUUCAGUCGGAAGACAUAUCUUGCUAAUCAUCAAAAAAUUCACAUGGGAGAAAUCAUAUAAAUGUUUGAAAUGUGGAAAGGUCUUCUAUGAGAAGGUGACUUUUACUUGUCAUCAAAUAAUUCACCUGGGGCAAAAAUAUAUCAAAGCUUUGAGUGCAGAAAAGCCUUCCAUUUGAACAAAGACCCCACUACUGAUCAAAACAUGGACAUAGGGGAGAAACCAUAUGUCAAGAAAUCCUGAGGUUUUUUUGGCCUAAGAAUGUGGCUCUGCCAUGCUGAAUUAGGGGGUAAGAUCUUCUUGCUGGGAAGCAGUUUGUUCUCAUCAGCCAUGUCAUGAUGUUAUUACUGAAGCCACCUGUGAUAUCUGGGUGAGAGUGGCACUGAAGGUCCUCCACUCCUGUUAGCUGUGAGACUGCAUGCACACUGUGAGGAAAAGGUACUGGAAUGUGUUAGCCAGGGAAUCUGUUACGCUUUUUUCAUUAAGAAUUAGUCUUUUCCUUGGUCUAAUCAUGCUUUGCAUGUUGCCUCACCCCUUCCCUGACUCUUGCAACAUCUGGGUGAUGCAUUGUGCUGUUCCUAGCGGGGUCAACAUUCCUAAGGUAUGCUGGUUUCCAUGGAGCUAGGCUUAGUUUUGUUGUUUUAUAUUUUCCUAUAAUUCUCAAUACUUUUCUUAUUGAUGGCAUUUUAUAACUAACUUUUAUGGGUGCUCUGAGUCUUUUUAUGCUGUAACUCUUAAUGAGCUAUUUUUAAUAAA
Molecule: messenger RNA, 4100 nt
Organism: Rhineura floridana
Lineage: Eukaryota; Metazoa; Chordata; Lepidosauria; Squamata; Rhineuridae
Product: zinc finger protein 420-like
Exons: 7
Coding region: 510-3407 (965 amino acids)
Biological process (GO): regulation of transcription by RNA polymerase II
Cellular component (GO): nucleus
Molecular function (GO): DNA-binding transcription activator activity, RNA polymerase II-specific; RNA polymerase II cis-regulatory region sequence-specific DNA binding
Source: RefSeq, a predicted model, not a curated record